Molecule: messenger RNA, 3522 nt
Organism: Lachancea mirantina
Lineage: Eukaryota; Fungi; Ascomycota; Saccharomycetes; Saccharomycetales; Saccharomycetaceae
Source: the annotation of a GenBank genome assembly
AUGGAAAACCAAAAUAAAGAGGGUCCAAAGCCCAAGUUCAUCAGGAGUCUCGGCUCAUAUGCGUUGGGGAACAAUCAUUCCCAUUUGAGCCAACCGUCGUCAAUGUCUCAGUCUCCUGCAGCCAGCAAUGCUAAUUUCGUUCCGGGCUCCACGGCUUCACCAUCAGGGACACCGGCUUCUAAUUACAGAGUCGCACAGGCGUGUGAUAGAUGUCGGUCCAAAAAGACGCGUUGCGAUGGUAGACGCCCACAGUGUUCUCAGUGCGCUGCUGUGGGGUUCGAGUGUAAAAUAAGCGAUAAACUUUCCCGUAAAGCGUUCCCACGAGGUUAUACAGAAACUUUGGAAGAAAGGGUACGGGAACUGGAAGCUGAGAACAGACGGCUCGCUGGACUGUGCGACUUGAAAGAUGAGCAAAUGCAACUUUUAUCCAAGUUUUCAUCUUCUAGCGGCGGGCCCACCGAACCCUCGGUUAAUGAAGAUGAUCAACUCUUACAACAUCUCAGCUCUUCCAACGGCGGUUCCCUUCGUGUCAGCUCGACAAAUGUGUACCUUUUAAACAAAAUGGCCUCGAGAGAAUCUGCACAGCCACAGGGACCGCGAUGUAACGGCGUCGGGUGUAAUCUCUCAGCGCAUGCACAUCUACACGAAAAGCCCGUGAGCACUACUUUACAGGAUCCCACUUCUAUUUCAUUUGAACAACACGAAGCACCCGGGCUUCCAACUGCAAAAGCUUUGAGCUCGAUGGCGAACCACGAGCAAUCUGUUCAACUGGCAACUUUAGUCGCUCUCUCGGUUCCGCGUUCCACAGAGGAAAUAUUAUUUACACCUCAAUUGCUUGCAAGGAUAGGACAAGUGCACGGACUGGCAUCGAAGCAAUGCAUAUAUGCCGCAUCAUUACUGGCGUCUCUUAAAGAGUCUGCUGAAACAAUGAUUCCCACCAACGACAUUUUCACAGAGUUGAGAACAAAAAGUCUUUGGGAGAUGGACGAUCCUAUGCUGUUUUUCACCAAUGCCUGUAAAUUCGACUUCAACAUACAAGCUUCAGCAGGUAUGCUUUCCCUUCAGGAGAUAGAUGAACUUGUGGGCGUUUAUUUUUCAAAGUGUCAUCCAGUCAUCUCCAUUCUUAACGAGAAUGAGUUCUUCAGCUACUACGAGAAAUUUAAACAAAACCUAUCCGAAGGUAAACAUUUCUUCCGUAGCGAUGACUCCUCGUUUUCACAGAGAAACAAAUCGAUUUCUUACAAGAUAUUUGCAUGCAUUCUGAUAAUGGUUUGCCAAUUGGGACUAAUGACCAAGAUAAAAGAACAACAGUUGUCGUCCACAUCUAAGUUUGUGCGCUUUAUGACACACUAUAAUCAUGUGCUAUCGGUACUCCGGUUGAACCCUUACUUUUCAGUAACGACGACUUCGAUACAUUCGCUGCAGUUCAUGUCCUUACAGCUCUUUUAUGCCUUGAACGUUGGUAGCGUGUCUUCCGUUUACGAGCUUAGAGGGAAAAUUGUUUCUAUGGCUCAGCAGCUACGUUUACAUCGCUGCCCUAGUGCAGUCCUAGGUACAGAUGGCUCUACGAUGAGCAAAUCAGAACAGGCCGAAAGGCGGAUUUUGUUUUGGGGAAUUUACUAUUUGGACGUUUUUGCUUCAUUACAGCUCGGAGUUCCAAGACUCUUGAAAGACCAUGAAAUUGAAUGUGCGCUACCGUUUGGUGAAAAUGACAGCCAGACGCGCGAGUUUUCAACGGGGGGCUUUAGGCUUGAGGGCGAAGUUUCUCAACUCUCGUUAGCUCUCAUUCGGUUUUCAAAGGUGGUGGGCAAUGUUGUUGAUUCUAUUUUUAAGCGUGGUAUGACGCCUUCCGUUGUUGUUCAAGUCGCCCUCAUCCAUGAGAAUGCCUUAGACAACUGGCGUCGCAAUCUACCGGAACAACUGAGGUUCGAACUCGAUGUAAAUGGUACCAUCAAUCUUGAAGAGAUGUCUAGGAAGAAAAACUGGAACGAACAACUGAAUAAGGACAAUUUGCGAGAAAGUAAAAUCCUCAUGGUGUUAUAUUUUAUGUUGAAGUGCAUUGUGCACUUACCGGUACUCGCUACCAAGCCUUUGCUAAAUGAGGAGCCAAAACCAAAUGCUGAUAUUUCACAGGGAAGAAAAAGGGGCACAAACACACCGGAUAAUGCAGAGAGGUCGUCGUCUUCUUAUGUUCUUUUGCAGCAAGCGACCACAACUUUGCUGUACGUUUUGGCGUCAAUCAAAACCGUCUAUUUACCUCUUGCUGUGAAUAUUCCACGCAUUAAAUGUCGAUUUGCUUUGCUGAAUGUCAAGGGAAUUUUGGAAUACACUAAGGGUGGUGUACUUUUCCAAGAUAAUAAGGCAUUACUGAUGAAUUUGAUAAAAGAACUUGAACUUGAAAAAACGCUAGAGCUGCCAGGGUGUAUUUCGUGGCACAGUCUAAUCUUAUUGGACAUGACUAUGCUAUUACUUCUGCAACAACCUCAAAAAGAUGCUAAAAAACUCGAUGAGCUACUCCAACGCAGACUCAAUUAUUAUAAUAAACUAAUGGGGCGUCCCACCACAACCAUACCUCAGAAAAGGAAAAACGAGGACAACAACGAAUUUGUUGAGGCGCCCAAACUUACACCUGUUAGUUCUGACAGCGUGAGCCCGCACGAAAAGAGGAUCAAAACGGAAGGGGAUUCCGAGAGUCACAUGCAUAUGCCUCACUGCGACACCCAUGAUGGUACAGUAGGACACUCUCGGCAGAAAACUGGUGCGCAACGGCCCACUCACAAUUUCUUGGCAGAGGCGUUCAACCUUGACUCCGUCUUGACAAGUAAUCCAUUCAGCAAUGGCGACUUGUCGACGUUUUUCAACACCGAGAAUACAAACACGAAUGUUGGAACAGGAGGGGCAUCGGCGCCCAAUUUCGGAGCCAACGAUCCAUUCGCUGCAAACUCGCUUAUGUCAGACGGUCUGUUCAGAGUUCCAAGCAACGGCGACUUUUUGAAAGAUUACUAUCAUAUGCCUGAAGGUGCAUCGACUUCGCAGCUGAAUCUGGCAUUUUCUAACCAGAACGCUGCCGCAGGAGGAUCAGGUAAUCUGCGAACACAACCAACAGUAAAGCAAAACUCACUCCCUGUAGCUGGGUUCGCUGUCGACGCUUCGCUAGGACUAGCACCAUUGCUCGCAUGGUCGCCCGAAGCAGACGCGCAUGCCUUCAAGAGCACCACUCAUGCAGAGAGGUUGCUAAGAGACCAAUUUGAACAGCCGCAAGCCGGAGGCAAUACCACUAAACCGUCAUCACAUGACCCUUAUGCAGAGGGCGAUCAAAACUCACUAUUUGGCAAUUACGACGACAACGCACUAGUAAUGCCCACGCGUUCACAUCGUGGACCUAGACGAAGGUGGCAUUCAACCAGCGGAGCCGCCGCCAUCACGCCUCAGUCCGAAAGAUCAAAACCCAGUCAAAACAAAACAUCGUCCGACGAUUCGACUCUUCAAGACCUCUACAGUUGGCAAAACGCCGGAUUCUAA